CACGCGACCAACCGAAUGCCUCAGAUCAAACCCCACCCUGCUUGCGCAGUCAGAGCAAGCGAUCGAUCGAGCGAGAGAGGUUCGCGGGAGUCUCGCUUGGCCUCGGUGCGUCGGCGAACGAGCGGCGAUGGGGUUCGCGUCGUACCUGGAGAUGAAGACGGGCCCGGCGGGCGGCGGCGCGUCGGAGGCGGCGCAGGCGCUGGUCGAGGCGGACCUGCGGGACCUAAGCGUCGCCGCGCGGAAGCUCGCCAACCACGCGCUCGUCCUCGGCGGCGGGCUCGGGUUCGGGUUCGGCACAUCCUUCCUCAAGUGGCUCGCCUUCGUCGCCGCAGUGUACCUCUUGAUAUUGGACCGCACAAACUGGAAGACCAACAUGCUGACAGCUCUCUUGGUCCCUUACAUUUUCUUCACCCUGCCUCAUGUGCUGUUUUCUCUGAUGAGAGGAGAGGUGGGAAGAUGGAUUGCGAUUAUUGCGAUUAUUCUACGGCUCUUCUUUCCACGCCACUUCCCUGAUUGGUUAGAGCUGCCUGGUGCAAUCAUCCUUCUCACAGUGGUUGCCCCAAGCCUCUUUGCGGACACCUUCUGGGGCAACUUGGUCGGUGUCUUCAUAUGCCUCGGAAUUGGAUGCUACCUGCUACAAGAGCACAUCAGGGCAUCAGGUGGAUUCAGGAAUGCCUUCACGAAGGGCAAUGGCGUGUCGAACAGCAUCGGCAUCCUUCUGCUCUUUAUCUACCCUGUCUGGGCCCUGGUGCUGCACUUCCUGUAGACACUACCGCUUCGGUUCUCUCUAUUCGUUCCUUUGUGCAGACGUUUCAUCUAUGGCGAUUUGAGGGUGCAUGUUAUGUAUGUUUGAGCCGUUGUCCUGUUGGUGGACAGUUUCUUGUAUGUUCGUUUUGUUUUGAAUGUCUCUUGAAGGUUCGAUGUCAAAGCUUCGUUCUUUGAUACAUAAACUCAAUAAAUUCUUCUCAGUUGCUUGAUGUCAAACUGAGAAGAUGUUAGUCAAA
Messenger RNA from Phragmites australis (common reed), 1004 nucleotides. Its product is annotated as cold-regulated 413 plasma membrane protein 1-like. The transcript has 4 exons. Bases 128 to 766 code for a protein of 212 amino acids. Gene Ontology annotation, cellular component: membrane. The record is from RefSeq and is a predicted model, not a curated record. Lineage: Eukaryota; Viridiplantae; Streptophyta; Magnoliopsida; Poales; Poaceae.